This is a messenger RNA of Corticium candelabrum, 2310 nucleotides long. RefSeq names its product sodium/potassium/calcium exchanger 2-like. Gene Ontology annotation, biological process: intracellular calcium ion homeostasis; calcium ion transmembrane transport. The record is from RefSeq and is a predicted model, not a curated record. The coding region runs from base 90 to 2240 and encodes 716 amino acids. Gene Ontology annotation, cellular component: plasma membrane. Gene Ontology annotation, molecular function: calcium channel activity; calcium, potassium:sodium antiporter activity. Lineage: Eukaryota; Metazoa; Porifera; Homoscleromorpha; Homosclerophorida; Plakinidae. The transcript has 6 exons.
CAAAACUGGACAAAUCAGAUCGUUUCCUACUAUGUAAUCAUCAGCUCUUGUUUGUUGAGACGUGUGGAACGUUGGCAACGUACGACGAGAUGAGGCGUACUCGAAGAUCUCGCUCAUCUCAUCUUCUCUUCGGCUUCUCUAUCAUUUUGUCUUUCUACGCGGGGGCAUCACUCAUCUACUGGAGUAAACAAUUAUCUAGAGAAGACGACACAUCAGACAACUCUCUUCCUUACAAGAACCAUUUCUUUCACGGUCGCCACAUUCUUGUUGCUCCUAGCAACCAUUCACUCGAUGUCUCACCGAGCGCGCCAAGCAACCAAAGUGACAUCACAGACGCGUCACAACACUAUUGGCCAAACGACGUCUUUAGUCUGACAGAGCGCCGACGCGGCGCCGUUCUCCUUCACAUCUGCGGAGUCAUCUACGUGUUUGUUGCUCUCGCCAUUGUGUGCGACGAAUUCUUCGUGCCUGCACUAAAUGUAAUUACCGUCAAGUUAAAUCUAAGGAAGGAUGUGGCGGGUGCGACAUUCAUGGCAGCAGGUGGCAGUGCACCCGAGCUGUUUACCUCUCUAUUUGGUGUAUUCAUUGCUAACACGAAUGUGGGAUUCGGAACAAUAGUUGGAUCGGCCGUCUUUAACGUUCUUUUUGUCAUCGGAAUGUGUGCAGUUGUAUCAAAAUCCGUUCUUAAUCUCAGCUGGUGGCCGCUGUUUCGUGACUGUUUGUUUUAUUCGGUUGCUCUUGCUCUGCUGAUUGGCUUUUAUUCGGAUAGUGAGAUUGAGCUGCACGAGGCGGCCGUCUUGUGUGUGAUGUACGUUCUGUAUGUUGUGUUUAUGGUGUUUAAUGGUGUCAUUGAGAGAUGGGUGAAGUCGAAGGUACGAAGUGAUUUGGUGCAGCCGAUGGAUAGAAACAAAUUGAGAGACACGACGUUCGGGCAGGUGUGUCAUCAGAAGGACGGGCUUGGUAGUCAAAUGUUUCUGAAAGGAUGUGGAGUGUUCAGGCAGGGUGCUGUACAUCUCAUGCUUUAUGCUCUUGAUCCUUUGGCUAAAGCAUCUCACGAAGGACACAACAGACGUCUUGCCGAACUAGCAAGCCUACAAGUGACUCCUCGUGUCACGUCGGCUACAAGCACAACAGACUGCAGAGAUCAAUUGACCUACACACAACAAGAUGACAACCUCACGUCUCAUCCUUCACACUUAACACCCAAACUAUCAGAGACAUCAAACAUCACUUUACCAGGCACUCCGUUUACCUCUGAACCGUGUGACUUUGAGACGACGGCUUCGUACUCGACGUUAUCUCCCGACCAAGAGAAAAAUGAAAGUCAAUCAUCAGUGACUCACUUAAACAAUGAAGCCAGAACUGGCAAUGCUCAACAACUUCCCAUCCAAACACAAAUAGUUGGUGACACUGUCAACUCAUUCGUCGAUUUCCAAGUACCUCAAGUGACUAUCGAACGUCCACCCGAUGACACACGCAGUAUGAGUGCGUGGAGCAAGACGAGUAGCUUGUCUGUUGCCUCAAAUCAUGUAAAUAUGAACGAGACAAGAGAUGAGGUGACUGAGCGGAAUAUGGAGAAUGAAAAUGAAAACAGUGAAGAGGGAAAUGAUGAGGAUGAAGAACCGUUAGAUGUUAGGUGGCCAAAGACGUUUAGGAGGAGAGUAAUGUACAUCUUGCUUGUUCCAAUUGUCCUUCCUCUAUAUUUUACUCUGCCUGAUGUUAGACACGAGAACAAACGGAGGUUCUACCCUUGGACGUUUAUUGGUAGCACUGGGUGGAUAGCAGCUUACUCUUAUUUGAUGGUGUGGUGGGCUAAUCAAGUGGGGGAAACGAUUGGAAUAUCUCCAGAGGUUAUGGGUUUGACGUUUCUGGCUGCAGGCACUAGUAUACCCGACCUCAUCACAAGUGUUAUUGUUGCUCGUCAAGGACAUGGAGAUAUGGCAGUCUCUAGCUCAAUAGGAAGUAAUAUGUUUGAUGUAACAGUCGGCCUUCCAAUCCCGUGGUUACUAGCAAUUCUUAUUCGUGACGAGCCAGUGGACGUCGUGAGUAAAGGUCUCUUCUGUUCCAUCUCUCUUCUAUUUGGCAUGUUGGUUAUCCUCGUCAUCAGCAUCAUAAUUUGUCGCUGGAGAAUGAACAGAACGUUUGGGAUCGUCAUGUUUGUAUUUUAUUUUAUUUUUCUAUCCGUUAGUAUUUUAUUAGAAACAGAGACAAUCGGUAAAUGUAGCGUUGGCUCGUCGUGAUAUUUUUGUUUCUAUAGUUUGAAUGUGGUAAUUAAUUAAUUAAUUAUAUUAUAUUAUAUUGGACUAACAA